Messenger RNA from Alternaria metachromatica, 1236 nucleotides. RefSeq lists its product as uncharacterized. Lineage: Eukaryota; Fungi; Ascomycota; Dothideomycetes; Pleosporales; Pleosporaceae. The coding region runs from base 1 to 1236 and encodes 411 amino acids. Gene Ontology annotation, biological process: phospholipid biosynthetic process. Gene Ontology annotation, cellular component: membrane. Gene Ontology annotation, molecular function: phosphotransferase activity, for other substituted phosphate groups. The transcript is spliced from 5 exons. The record is from RefSeq and is a predicted model, not a curated record.
AUGGUGUACAUACGACAGGAUAAGCUACCAAAGCUCAGGGAGUACAAGUACUCUGGCGUGGAUCACAGCUUGCUUUCACAAUAUGUCCUCAAGCCUUUCUACUCUCAUGUGGUCAUCAAAUGCUUUCCUAUGUGGAUGGCACCCAACCUUAUAACACUCUCUGGGUUCGGGUUCAUCAUAGUCAACUUCCUCACCUUACUCUGGUAUACACCGACCCUUGAUCAAGAUUGUCCGCCUUGGGUGUACGCCAGCUGGGCCAUCGGACUGUUCCUCUACCAAACAUUUGAUGCUGUGGAUGGGAGUCAGGCCCGCAGGACUCGCCAGAGCGGUCCUCUAGGCGAGCUGUUCGAUCAUGGAGUCGAUGCGAUCAAUACGACACUGGAAGUAUUGUUGUUCUCUGCGACAAUGAAUCUUGGCCAAGGCUGGAAGACAGUCCUCACGCUCUUUGCAUCAUCUCUGACAUUCUACGUGCAGACCUGGGAUGAGUAUCAUACCCAUACACUGACUCUUGGUGUUAUCUCUGGGCCAGUCGAGGGUAUCAUAACCUUGUGCAUAGUGUAUGCCUCAACGGCCUACCUUGGUGGAGGUAGCUUCUGGCAACGCUCCAUGAUCCAAAGUCUCGGAGUGAAAGAGCAUGGAUUCAUUCCAGAAGUGCUGUACAAUUUGGCAUGGAACGAAUGGUAUAUGGUCUAUGGAGGAGUUGUGCUCGUGUUUAACACUGUUUCGAGCGCGCAAAAUGUAAUGAAGGCGCGUCGUGCCCGUGGUCAAAAGGCGCGAGUCGCUCUCCUGGGUCUUCUUACCUUCGGGGCGGCUUGGGUCCUCAUCACGGCGUACUUGUACCUGCAACCUAUGAUCUUGCAUCACCAUCUGGUUCCGUUCAUCUUCUACGCUGGUCUCAUCAACGCGUACUCGGUGGGUCGCAUGAUCAUCUCUCACCUUACGAAAUCCCGAUUUCCUCGAGGCAACGUACUGAUGUACCCUCUCAUCUACGGAGUGAUCGAUUCGCUCGGGCCAUGGCUACAGGAGCACAUUGGUGUCGGCUGGCCAAGUGCCUUGGGCAACGAUGUUUAUCAGGUUGCCUUUGUGUUCAUGUGUCUAGGUCUUGCUGUCGGUGUGCAUGGAAGCUUCAUCGUGGAUGUUAUUUGGACGAUCUGCGAUUAUUUAGACAUCUGGUGUCUCACGAUCAAGUACCCCUACCAGCCAGUAGAAGAAAACAUCGAACGGAAGGGACAAUGA